AACAUAGUCAUAGAUCUCUGCUGUAAACAUGUUAUUUGUCCAGUAAGUCCUUUGUGUGGCGUAGGGCUAUGCCGGUCUAGCAUUAAUGUUUGCUUUUCCAUUUAGCUCAGGUUGUGCAAGUGUUUCGAUAAGUAGAGGCAUUUAGAUGUCGUGCGUUACAUAUUUUGAAUCAGUUGGACCCGAAAUAUGUAAGGUCGCAAACAACAUGACUGCAGGCAUGCCGGAAGAUGAUGAAAUUUCCGCACUGAAUGCGUCAUACGCUUUCUUACCAACGUAUGAAGGCACGCAAAAACAGUUCAUUUUAUUAACCAGUCAAGACAGAGCUACACGGGAUCUAGCGUUGGAAUCUCUAAGGGAACACACUUCUACUUUAACUGAAUAUUUAGUGGAGAAAAAUGGAAUAACCGACGUCCUUUCACGUGUCGCAAGUCCUACCUCCAACGGACAUAAAGAAAAAUGUGCAAUAUCUUCAAAUUCCGCAAACUCACAAGAGGUAGAUCUGAACGCAUUCGGGACUCCAGAUCAAGUAUUAACUCACCUUUUGAAGUCUUUUCUAAGGUUAAGCAUGUGGUGUCCUUUUGACGACGUGAGGUUAGGGUGUAAAGAAACCCUACAUUACUUCGAAAACCAAGGUAUAAAUAUACCUAAAAUCUUGGUCGAAGAACCCAGUUCUUUCAUUCCCCACAGUCAUAUACCUCCUGUUGAUACCGACGAUGAGCAAGUUUAUUCUUUAUACGUAGAAAGUUAUGCUCAAACGUGUAGGCUUGAACAUAUGGUGCUUGUAAUGGGAAUGCAUCCACAAUACUUGAAGGAAUUUCUUUCUGUCAAUAUGCAUCUGUUAAAAAGUGAUGGUGCCUUACCACACUGUUAUAGAAGUUAUAUUGGUAUACUUGCAGCAGCAAGGCUCAAGUGUCAUUACCUUGUGCAUCUAAUGGAAACAGAUUUUUUGAUGGCAGGGGGUAACCCAGAAUGGUUACGUGGAAUUGAACAUGCUUGCCCCAAACUUCAGGCUCUUUCAACACUAAACAAAUUACUGGCUCACAGACCUUGGUUGAUCACUGUUCAUCACAUAAAGGAAUUGUGCGCUGGCGGAAAAGGUUGGCAGUGGUCCCAAUCUGAGCUGAUUCAAGCAAUUGUAUUGCUUUGCCACUUUCACAGUUUGGCUAUCUUUUGCCACGGAACUGGAAUUAAUUUGGAAAUUGAUCACAUGCAGGCUAUUGAUUUGAAGAACAGUGCAAUUCUACAUUGCAUUUCAAAUGAUGUUCCAUUCGAUAACAAAGGGGAUACAGAAAACUGUAUCAAUGGCAUUGGUGAAACUGGAGGAGAAAAUGCCAUUGAAGCUUUGAUGCAAAGAAUGCAGAAGCUUCAAGAAGAGAAUUACGAGGAUGUCACACGAGAAGAAAUGAACAGACGCUUUGAAAAGCAAAAGAUUGAAGCUGCUACUGAAAUUUUUCCAAGCAGUUCCACUGAGGAAGAUAUUUUAGAAGACGAUAAAUCAUACUUACUCAAGUACAUUGAUGAUGCUGACUUUAGCUAUCAAGACUUCGCAAAAAGAAGUGAUAGCAAUGGAAUUCCGACAUUCAGAGCAAUGGAUUUCAAUUGGCAAGAUCAUGCAUAUUCGCUUGUAAACAGUUACUACCAGCCAGUGGGAGACAUGCUAGAUGCCAAAUUUGACACUGCCUAUAAUCUAACCUACAACACCCUUGCCACAAAAGAACAUGUUGAUACUUCAAAGUUACGUCGUGCAAUUUGGAUGUACAUCCAUUGCACUUGCGGUAUCAUGUUCGAUGACUAUAAUUAUGGUGAAGUUAACGAAUUACUCGAGCGUUCAUUAAAAUUAUUCAUUAAAACUGCAUCAUGUUACCCUGAAUUAACCACAAAACCUGUUUAUGAUGGUUUCUGGAAACAUUUCAGGCAUUCUGAAAAGGUGCAUGUCAACAUUGUUUUGUUGGAAGGUCGCUUCCAAGUUGAGCUUCUUUAUGCCUUGCGAGCAGUUACUGAAUAUAUUAAAUGAGUGAACUGAUUAUGCAUUUGUGCUUUAAUGCUUUGUUGCUCUUGUAUCGUGGUGCAUUUCUUAUGUCGCAUGGUAUAUUUUUACACUGUUCUCGUAUCAAAGUGUUUUAUCCAUAAUUUAAGAGCAAAUUUGCCUGUUGAGUCAUUUGUCUUCCAAAUGUUCAAAGUUCAACAUUAGGCCAAAUAUUAUCACUCAGCUAAAUUGAAAGUAUUUUCAAGUGUUCAUACAUGUACAAGUACCAAUUUACAGAUGGAAUUCAUUUUAAUGAAGCCAGUUUGGCUUUGAUAUGUGUCUAUCCGAAUCGCUACAUUUUUCCGAGCAAGAGCUACAGAUAUACUGUAAAAUAAAAUAUUGGUUCAUUUUCCAUUUGGUAUACACUAAAAAUAAUUGAGAGUCCCGUUUACAUGCAAAUUAGUAAUUUGUACCACUUUGUGUCUUCUACUUUCAUUAUUAUUUUAGGCAAUUGAUUUUAUUUUGAUUCCAGGUAUUACUAAUAUUUUAGAACGUUUUGUGGAGAGCCUGGAGACUCCCGAUAUUAGGUGGAAGCCUAGACAGAUUUGUACUUUAAAAGUUCCCCAAAUCCAGUAGUUUUCCACUGACGAUUUCCCCCUAUAGUUAGUUGCCCUUUAGUCCACAUUGAAUUAUUGUCAACUGCGAUCAUAGAAAUGCUUAAAUUUAACAUGAGCUUUUAUAUCAGGUUUAUUAGUGAUAUAAUACUGUACUGUGAUUUUUUGUUGUCACCAUAAGUGUACAGCUACUACUUUUCUUUGUGAUACGCAAUACAAAUACUAAAAAAGAAA
Molecule: messenger RNA, 2814 nt
Organism: Styela clava
Lineage: Eukaryota; Metazoa; Chordata; Ascidiacea; Stolidobranchia; Styelidae
Product: sestrin-3-like
Biological process (GO): cellular response to L-leucine; cellular response to leucine starvation; regulation of response to reactive oxygen species
Cellular component (GO): nucleus
Molecular function (GO): oxidoreductase activity, acting on peroxide as acceptor; L-leucine binding
Source: RefSeq, a predicted model, not a curated record